GGAAAAAAGGAAAAAGAAAAAAGAAAAAAGAAAAAAGAAAGUGAGGGUGGAUUGAUUCUUGUUGGUGUUCAGUUAAGUCGAGGGAGGGCGGCCAUGUCGAAUUGAAAGCUGAACCCCGUUUUUGUUUUAAUUUACGGUUUCUACCAAACGACUUUCUCUCCCUCUCUCUCUCUCUUGCUUUGGUGCGUACAGCAGGAAGGUAUGAGGAAAUACCCAGUUCAGUAACUUAUUAACUUUGAUUGCUUGCUUGCUUGCUUUCUUGCUUGCUUGUGCCCCCCUUCUUUCUCAUUUUCAUAUUCAUCUUCAUACCCACAAAUAUCAAUCAAGAUUGCAAUUAAAGAUACAUAUUUGCAUCUAUUUUAUCUAUCCCACUUUCUCCUUCUUCCCUUCUCUUCUUCUUUCUACUUCAACUUCACUUUACAGAUCUCAGAUCCAAACUCCGAUUCUUCAACCAACCAACCCUAUAUGGCCGAUCCUCUUCAUCAUCUUCUUUUCUUCCCUCUCCUCUCCUCCUCCUCCUCUUCUUCUUCUUCUUCUUUUCAUUUCCGCCAUCUCCUCACGUAGAUUCAUCACCUUUUCUUUAUAUCUAUGGAUUCACUUUCUUCACCUCUUUCCUUUUAACUUUAUAAUUCAGAACCCCCAUCCCCUUUCCUCCUUUCCCUUCUUCCUCUUCCAUGGACGACCCCGGUGCCCAAGUCGUUCCUCCUAUUUUCAUCCACCAAUCCUUGACUAGUCGCUACACUGAUCUCCCUUCCAUCCCCAAGAAGCGUCCCUUAUCCUAUCAUCAGGGUCAACUCCAUCCCCAUACUUGGAACCCUAAGGCUUGGGAUUGGGAUAGCUCUAAAUUCCUCACCAAACCCUCCAACCUAAACAACACCACUCUCGAUGACCACGAUGACACUCUUCGCCUUAAUCUUGGUGGUCGUUACGUUGAGGACCCUGUUUCCAAACCCCCCAAAAAGGUCCGCCCUGGAUCUCCCGCCUCUGUCACCUACCCUAUGUGCCAAGUCGAUAAUUGUAAGGAAGAUCUCUCCAAUGCCAAAGACUAUCAUCGCAGACACAAAGUUUGCGAGCUCCAUAGCAAAUCCUCCAAAGCCCUAGUUGCUAAACAGAUGCAGAGGUUCUGCCAGCAGUGCAGCAGAUUUCACCCUCUUUCCGAAUUUGAUGAUGGGAAGAGGAGCUGUAGGAGGAGGCUUGCGGGGCACAACUGGCGUAGAAGGAAGACACAGCCCGAGGAUGUAACCUCAAGGCUGACCCGGCCAGGAAGUAGAGGACCCCCAAGCACUGGAAAUCUUGACAUCGUCAGUCUAUUAACUGUUCUAGCUAGGGCUCAAGGCAAAAACGAAGACCAGAGCGUGAAGAGCUUGUUGUCAGCAAAUAGUGACCAGCUCAUUCAGAUCCUCAAUAAGAUCAAUUCACUUCCUUUACCAGCUGACCUUGCAGCGAAGUUGCCCAAUUUAGAGAAUUUUAAGGGGAAGGCUCCUCCACAAAGUUCUCUUCAGCAUCAAAACAAAUUAAAUGGUAAUCCGUCUUCUCCUUCGACCAUGGACUUGCUUACUGUACUUUCAGCUACUUUAGCCGCAUCAGCUCCGGAUGCUCUUGCAAUGCUGUCACAGAAGAGCAGUGUCAGUAGUGAUAGUGAAAAAACAAGGUCAUCCUGCCCAUCUGGUUCUGAUCUUCAGAAUAGGCCUCUGGAACUUCCUUCAGUUGGAGGAGAAAGAAGCAGUACCAGUUACCAGUCUCCCAUGGAAGAUUCCGAUGGGCAGGUUCAAGGAACCCGAGUUGGUUUGCCACUUCAGCUCUUUGGCUCUUCGCCAGAACAUGAUGCCCCACCGAACUUGACCGCUUCUAGAAAGUACUUCUCUUCGGAUAGCAGCAAUCCUAUUGAAGAGAGGUCUCCAUCAUCUUCACCUCCUCUCCUGCAAACGUUGUUCCCCGUGCAAAGCACGGAAGAAACUACCAGUAAUGGGAAAAUGCCAAUCAGAAAAGAAGUUAAUGGUGUUGAGGUUCGAAAACCUCCUAGUAGCAAUAUUCCCUUUGAACUUUUCAGAGAGUUGGAUGGAGCAAGACCAAAUUCGUUUCAAACUAUUCAUUACCAAGCUGGAUACACUUCUUCCGGGUCUGAUCAUUCACCUUCUAGCUUAAAUUCUGAUGCUCAGGAUCGCACUGGAAGGAUAAGUUUUAAGCUUUUUGAAAAGGAUCCCAGUCAGUUUCCAGGGACGUUGCGGACACAAAUAUACAAUUGGCUGUCUAAUUGUCCAUCUGAGAUGGAAAGCUACAUACGGCCUGGUUGCGUGGUUCUGUCGGUUUAUAUGUCCAUGUCAUCCAUUGCAUGGGAACGGCUUGAAGAAAAUUUGGUUCUGCAUCUUAAAUCUUUGGUUCAUAGUGAAGAGCUUGAUUUUUGGAGAAGUGGAAGAUUUUUAGUUUAUACUGGGAGGCAACUAGCGUCACACAAGGAUGGAAAGAUUCAUCUGAACAAAUCCUCAAAAGCAUGGAGUAAUCCAGAGUUAACCUCAGUGUCACCUUUGGCAGUUGUGAGCGGACAAAAGACCUCAUUUUUAUUAAGGGGAAGGAAUUUGAAAAUUCCUGGCACCAGGAUCCAUUGCACAUCUAUGGGAGGCUACAUAUCUGAAGAAGUAAUGGGAUUAAGUAGUCUGGGAUUAAGUAGUGAGGGAAUUUACGACGAAAUACAUUCUAGAAGUUUCAAAGUUGGAGAUGUAUCACCUACUACUCUUGGUCGUUGUUUCAUUGAGGUGGAAAAUGGUUUUCGAGGAAAUAGUUUCCCUGUUAUCAUAGCCGAUGCUACCAUCUGUAGGGAAUUAAGGCAUCUUGAGUCCGAUUUUGAUGAGUUUAAAGUACCUGAUAGCAGUUUAGAAAGUCAUUCAUCUGUUUCUUCGCAACCAAGGCUAAGGGAUGAAAUUUUGCAGUUCUUGAAUGAACUUGGAUGGCUGUUCCAAAGGGAAAGGUUCUCUUAUGAGCUAGAUAAUCCAGAUUUUUUAAUAAGGCGGUUCAGAUUCUUACUCACGUUCUCAGCAGAGAGGGACUUCUGUGCGUUGGUGAAAACGCUUCUUGACAUUUUGGCCAAAAAAUGCUUGAUCACAGAUGGACUGUCAAUGAAAUCAUUGGAGAUGAUAUCUGAGCUUCAGCUCUUAAACCGGUCAGUGAAAAGGAGGUGCAGGCAGAUGGUUGACUUACUUGUUCAUUAUCAUGUAUCUGGCGUUGGUGAUUCAGAGAAAAAAUACCUCUUUCCACCAAAUUUUAUUGGUCCUGGUGGUAUUACUCCUCUGCAUUUGGCAGCGUCAAUGGCAGAUGCAGAAAAUUUGGUUGAUGCUCUAACAAAUGACCCGCUAGAGAUUGGUUUGGAAUGCUGGAGUUCCCAACUUGAUGAAAGUGGAAGGUCGCCACAGGCUUAUGCUUUAAUGAGGGGUAAUCAUAAUUGUAAUGAGCUGGUGAAGCGAAAACUUGCUGACAGAAAGAAUGGUCAAGUUUCAGUUAGAAUUGGGAAUGAGAUAGAACAGCUAGAGGUGUCAAGUGGUGAGCGGGGGAGGGUGAAAGGUAGGUCCUGCUCCAGAUGUGCUGUUGUUGCAGCAAGGUGCAACAGGAGGGUUCCUGGGAGUGGGACACACAGGUUACUUCAUCGGCCCUACAUUCAUUCAAUGCUUGCUAUAGCUGCUGUUUGCGUUUGUGUGUGCCUAUUUUUGCGAGGUUCCCCGGACAUUGGUUUAGUUGCACCCUUCAAAUGGGAGAACUUAGGCUAUGGGACAAUUUAGUUUGAAUGGACUUGGAGAUGGAGUGAGGUGCUGAAUAGAAAACAUGGGGAAUCAAACCGGAAGGCCAAAAGGGCAUGAGUGGGUAAGAUGAGGUGAUCUCUUGCCGUGAAAAAUGAAGAUGAGAAGGCUAGGGAUGAAAUAUAAGGUUGUUGAGGUUUAGCUAAUGAAGAUUGAAAAAGAUGUCAACUAAUGGUCGCUCUGACAUUAUGAAGUUGUGAAGUUGAGACAGAGAUGGAUUAGUUGGAAGGGGAUUGUAUUGAAUUGUUUUGCAGCUGUGGACAAGACUUAAGGUUUGGGGUUAUGAAAUGUAGCGUAGCCUGCCUGUAACAGGGUGCCUCCAGACGAGCAGGUCGACAAGGAUGAAGGAUAUUGAAGAAGAAAGAAUGGAACAGAAGGUUUGAUUUUACUUGGUGAAGCAGCUUCGUUUUGCCUUUCCCUGACCCCACCCACCCCGUCUUCCUUAACCACCACGCACGUCCCCCCCCCCCCCCCCCCCCAUCUUUGAUCUUUUAAUUUUUAUUUAAUUGUUAUUUCUUAGUAGCAUGCCAUACAGUAAGCAGUAAGUAAUGAAUAUAAUCUAUAUAUAAAUAUUACAGUUGUCUCAAACAACAGAAUGUAAAGUUGAUCCGAUCACAUUUAUACUUCUACAAGACUUUUUUGUCAAGAAUAGAGGCCCAGUGCAUGAACUUUUCUGUGUA
This is a messenger RNA of Cucumis sativus (cucumber), 4468 nucleotides long. RefSeq names its product squamosa promoter-binding-like protein 14. Gene Ontology annotation, cellular component: nucleus. The transcript has 10 exons. The record is from RefSeq and is a predicted model, not a curated record. Gene Ontology annotation, molecular function: DNA binding. The coding region runs from base 675 to 3770 and encodes 1031 amino acids. Lineage: Eukaryota; Viridiplantae; Streptophyta; Magnoliopsida; Cucurbitales; Cucurbitaceae.